AACACAACACACUUUUCUCGUGCGAUUUGUGGUGGGAUUCGACAACACCCUCUUUCCGUUUAAUCUUGCUGCUUUUUCCCUUUCCCAUCUUUGAUUUUCCCCCUUCUUUCAAGAUUCCUUCUUUGCUACCGUCUCUGUUUGGCGUCGUAACACCAGAUACCCGGCCGUUAAUACCCUCUCUUCGAGCUGUCAGUUUGCAAAUAACAACUCCUUGGACCCUCUGGGUUUCUCAAGAACUGACCAGCGCGCGCAAACUGGACCCUGCCAGCCUAAUUUGCGCUGAGACAUUACAAAUACGGAAACAGCAUCACAAAUCGAUCAUAGACUCGCAGUCAUGGCUUCGCAUCCUCAAGGAGAAGCCCUCGAUGAUAUCGAGCACAACCCCCAUGCCUCGGCCAACAGAUGGCGCCACCAGGAGAGCUCAGCUUUCCUCCGCCAUGCCGCCGGCGCCCACAACCAUGCGCAACCCCGCGACCCCCAAGAACGAGGAACGACCAACGACCUGGCCGACUUCCUGAACCGCGAUCGUGUCGAGCCCGAGAACCCCAGUGCUCCGCCCAACUUCAAGCCCAUCAUGGUUGCUGCUGGUGAGGCCGCUGGCCAGGAGGAACCUCGCGCGACAGAGACUCACGCCCACGAGCAAGACGCCCCCGACGGCAGGCAGAUCAUCUGUGGACCGCUGCUCAACUACCGCAGGAUGGACGACAACAAUUGGUACGGAAGCGUCUUGAUCGUCACAAAGGGCGGCGGCAAGACUCAGAGCUUCGCACCGCACUUGGUUCUGCGCCCUGCGAAUGCGGUAAAUGGCCAGCACGCCCCUGCCGAGACGAACGGCGUCCACGGUACCAACGGCGCUGUCAACGGCGAGGUUUCCGGCGCAGCCAAUGGCGCGGGCACGCAUGGCACAGAAACCCAGGGUCAAUGUCUCUACUCUGACCCUCGCAACACUUUCUGGGCCUUUGACUUAUCACUGCCGCUCAGCCAAGUGGAGGCCAAGUGGGAGUAUGCGAUCCCCGAUAUGCGAUUCUCGGCUGGCAACAUCAGGCCUGAUCGUUACCACUUCUUCGUCCCGGCCAUUAACGAGUCGAUGCGCAUCAUGUUCCACUCCUGCAACGGAUUCAGCGUGGGUACUGAUGAAGACGCCUGGAGCGGCCCCGCCUUGUGGAACGAUGUGAACCGACACCACAAGGAGCGACCAUUCCACGUCAUGCUUGGAGGAGGUGACCAGAUCUACAACGAUGGAAUCCGAGUCGACGGGCCUCUGCGCGAAUGGACCGAGAUCUCGAACCCCAAGAAGCGCAGACACUUCCCCUUCCCCGAGAAGCUUCGCCAGGCUUGCGACGAUUACUACCUCAAGAACUAUGUCCGUUGGUACUCCACGGAGCCGUUUGCGACCGCCAAUGGCCAGAUUGCGCAGCUCAACAUCUGGGAUGAUCACGAUAUCAUUGACGGAUUUGGUUCCUACGUUGACGAAUUCAUGCGAUGCGAUGUGUUCAGGGGUAUCGGUGGAACUGCUCACAAGUACUACAUGCUGUUCCAGCAUCACCUUCCUCCACCACCAUCUACCUACACCUCGGACCACACGACAACGUCCGAGGGCCAAGGACUUGACCCUAACCAACUCAUGGAUACCUAUGUUGCACCGGCCAAGUCGGAUCCCAGCUACAUUGUCGGCAAGCAGGCUGGUCCCUAUGUCGCUGAACACUCACAUAACAUGUUCGCCCGGCUUGGUGCGCGUAUUGCCUUCCUAGGCAUUGAUGCCCGAACGGAGCGCACGCGUCAUCAAAUCAACUACCCAGAGACGUACGAUAUGAUAUUCAGUCGCCUCAGACAAGAGCUCAAGGGAGCUCAGGAGUCUGGACGCCCAUUCAAGCACUUGAUUCUUUUGCUGGGAAUCCCGAUUGCGUACCCUCGCCUGACAUGGCUUGAGAACGUCUUCCGCAGUCCUAUUAUGGGUCCUGUGAAGUUCCUGAACCGAAGGUUUGGUCUCGCUGGUGGUGUUUUCAACCACUUUGACGGCAGUGUCGACUUGCUCGACGAUCUUGACGACCACUACACGGCCAGAACUCACAAGAAGGAGCGCAACGCUCUUGUGGAGCGGCUUCAGGCCAUCGCAUCAGAGUUCUCAGUCCGUAUCACCAUUUUGGGUGGCGAUGUGCACUUGGCGGCUAUGGGCCGAUUCUACUCGCAUCCUCGCCUGAACAUUGCUUCGGAGAACGACCACCGCUACAUGGCGAACGUGGUCUCUUCUGCCAUUACCAACAAGCCACCGCCGGUGGCGAUUGCCAAUCUGCUGGCCAGGAGAAACAAGAUCCAUCACCUGAACCACGAUACGGACGAGACGCUGCUCAAAUUCUUUGACAAGGAUCCUGGCGACUCGAGCAAGACAUCCAACUCCAACCAUGUUACUAUGCCGAGCCGUAAUUUUGCCAUCCUUACGGAGAACUCGCCCAACAAUGGGCUGGCUGUGCCGGCAAACGGGGAUACGCGGUCAGUGAUUUCCGGCAAGGGCGGGCACGAUUUCCUCCAUGUCGGCGAGGUUGAAUCGGGAUCAAAGCACAAGGCAGCUGGAAAACAGCACGGCACCGGCAACGAUGGUAGCUUGGACAUCUGCAUCCGCGUCGAAAUUGACCAGCACAACCGCGAGGGCCUCACCGAGGGGUACGGUGUCACUGUCCCCCAGCUCAACUACAACAGUCAUCCGGAGCCGGUUGAGCCCUUCCCUGCGCAGGAGCGCGAGAAUGGACAGCGCGAGUAAAGAGGCUCUGUUCAAGGUGGUGAAGGGAAGAUGGUUGAUGAUCGAUGCUCGACGUUGGCUAGCAUUGCUGCAACGGUUGUCGGAGACCCCAUCCGAUGCGUUGUUGGUUGCAUUACGUUAUGUUAUACCCAUGAAGCGAAGGAGCUAAGAGGAAAGGGAGAAGAUGGAUGUACAAUGUUAUAGGGGGAGGCUCGACCUUUGCUGUGUUUUGAAGUUUGUGUAUGUUCUUAUCUCAAAAGACUAAGUAAUAAUGAUGAGGGCUCGUCCGAAUACGGAGCCAUUGUUACCUGG
Molecule: messenger RNA, 3049 nt
Organism: Colletotrichum phormii
Lineage: Eukaryota; Fungi; Ascomycota; Sordariomycetes; Glomerellales; Glomerellaceae
Exons: 10
Coding region: 335-2758 (807 amino acids)
Cellular component (GO): membrane
Source: RefSeq, a predicted model, not a curated record